Apiotrichum porosum is the source of this 2073-nucleotide messenger RNA. RefSeq lists its product as uncharacterized. The record is from RefSeq and is a predicted model, not a curated record. Bases 1 to 2073 code for a protein of 690 amino acids. NCBI's taxonomy places the organism in Eukaryota, Fungi, Basidiomycota, Tremellomycetes, Trichosporonales, Trichosporonaceae. The transcript has a single exon.
AUGAAGGCGAUCAAGCGUUUCCUCUCGCCCGCGGACGCCAAGCGUGACCGCGACUCGAGCACCAAGCGGCCAUCGAACACCCCCACCCAAAGGUCCGUCUCGACAAGCUCGCACCUCGGCCGCAAAGCCCGGCCUACGUCCUGGCAUACUGCGUUCUCUGUGUUUUCCGGCCACUCGAAAGAGUCGUCGGGCACCUCUUCGGCGCGCACAGUGUCCAUCUCGCAGCCCAUCUCACAACCCUCCCCCUUGGCCAGCGCGCCCGUGGUCCUGCCGCAGGUCCCCUCGCAGACCGCAGAGCCGUCCGAGAGCUCCCAGCCAUCAUCCCAGGCCUCCUCCCAGCCCUCUUCGGUCCCCUCUUCCACCCACACCCCUUCCAUCGCACCGUCGCCGAGCCCAUCCAACAGGGGUUCGCUCAUUAUCAACACACCAACAGGCGCACCGACCAUCAGCCUUACUCGCAGCGCCUCGCAGAGAGUGUCUGUUCUCUCAGACUGCUCCUGGGGUGAAGCGGCUGGCUCUCACUCAACCAUCUCGAGGGCCCCCUCCAUGCCUCGCAGCGUGUCGUACAGCGUUUCACUCAGCAACUCGCGCUCGGCGUCGACUCGCACUGCCCGCCUGAGCAAGGUGGUGCCCCCACGGCCCCGUCGCCGUAUUGACUUUGCUGGCGACCACCCGCACAUUAUUACAGCCAUCUUUGGGCACACUUCUCGUUCAACACUCAUCCGCCUGCGUCUCGUGUCAAAGGUGUUCAAGGAGCAUGCCGAUGCGCAGCUGGCGCUCCACCUCGUCCUGUCGUCGCCCAUCGGGUCAACGUCGCUCCGCGUCCUCGGCCCCGAUGGUGCGCAGAUCCCGGGCCUCUCACCGCGGAUCCUGUACAAGAGGGAGGACCGCCGCCGCAUCUCGCCCGUCGUCUCCAGCACGCGCGUAUUGGACUUUUGCGGUCCCUCGCGUGCGCGCGACGGCGAGAUGGCCGACAUUACCGUCCAGUGCAGCUCCGUCACCACUGUCCGUCUCCGUGCCGACGCAACGGGCCAGUUCCCAACCGUGUGCCCGUUCCCGCCUCGCGCGACCCAGAUUGUCGCAUUUACGAGCCUCGCUGCCGACGACGUUGGCAACAGCUCCACCCCCGCCGUUGACAAGACGGCGCGCCGCAAGUCCUGGCGCUCGAGCUGGCACGAGAGCGUCCCUGCAACGCUCUCUCCCACUGUUCCGGCGCACUCGUACAUUGGCCCUGUGCCCAACCGUACCCGUCGCCUUGUCGUGACGGUGAGCUACCCCAAGGCUACCCUCGUGCAGCCCCCCUUGCGCCAACUCGGCACCUGGCACCACCCCGAGUCUCUGCGCGAGGUGGUUGUUAUUUUCGCGGCACAGGAGCCGCUUUCUCGUGCCCGUCCUCGCUCGUUCUUGAGCCUCAGCAGCGACCCCUCGGCGUCACUGGCCGUGUACGACAAGUACCACCUCGCCAGCGAGCUUGCAGCCCAGCAGGCCGGGGGCGCCGCGCGCCAGCGCCGCUUCCUGUCCACGCCUCCGACGUCCGGCGCGUCGUCGCCGUCGCCGUCGCUCACGAUCCGCACAACACCCAGGUCGCCCAAAUCGCCGCGUGCCAGGCCCACCAGCUGGAUGGGCCCCAUUUCCUCCCCCAUCUCCCCGCGCACCAACUCUCUCCCGACGCCAACACUGACCGUCUCGGACGCCGACGCGGGCACCCCGCGCACCCCAAACUUUCCCUAUCCGUCCCCCAUGCGCCUGGGCGUGCUGUACCCGCUCAUCCGCGCCAUGGCGCGCCACCUGCCCAACAACGUCUCGUACACGCUCGUGGACACGGCGCGCCUCGACCCCGUCCUCCUGGGCCACGCGGCCGGGACGCUCCUGUCCCCGCGCCAGAUCGAGCGCGAGUUCACCACCGCGCUCAAGCAGGAAGUGUGGGCCAAGCGCCAGGCCGACGGGUUCCCGCUCGACGGCAGCAAUGCAGACGCGGGGCUCCUGGACGAGCUCAAGUUUGUCAGCCGCAACGAGUACCUCACGAACGUGGGCGAGCGCGAGUGGAAGCUCGAGACGACAGAGUACCUCUAG